This is a messenger RNA of Oikopleura dioica, 945 nucleotides long. Lineage: Eukaryota; Metazoa; Chordata; Appendicularia; Copelata; Oikopleuridae. The record is from the annotation of a GenBank genome assembly.
AUGAAAAAACCUUCAGAAUUUCCCAGACAGCUCUUUCCCCCGGACAAUGCUGGACUCAAUUAUCCUCGCCGGAUAGGUGACCCGCCGAUUAUUCUGAGAAGCCGGACUCCAGCUGAAACUGUUGCAAAUUUGGAUGUAACCUCAACUUCUAAAGAUUUUAUUGAUUACGGUGUUUCCUCAACAGCGGAUUUAAAUUCGAUUGAAACGGGCGCAAAUCCAGUUAAAAAGGUCACUUCUACUACGACUUCUGCCGCACUUAUUGAGACGACUUCGAUGUCAACAACUGCGACCUCUACCAUGUCAAAAGAAAGUCCAGAAAAGAAUCUACGAAAAAUGUCGCCAAGUCAUGAAGGCGCUACAAGCACGCAGCCAGAGACCACCCAGUCUGAGAGUGUCACGGUGUCGGUGACACAACCAAGUUUAGAAGAACUUGAAGAGUUGAUUACAGAAUCGGCUCGGAGUGGCGACCCUAGUCCUACUUCUAGUGCUCCACUAGAUCCCGAGGAGGCGUCUGGAGAUUUAUCUGGAUCAGAAAUCAUCGAUCAAGUUUACACAAUCUUAGAAGCCGAGCCAGAAGUGAACGAAAACGCAAAUGCAACGACAAGCAGGACCAUAAAUGAGGACGUUCCUACCAGUCCACCGCAAUUAUCGAAAAAUGCGGAUAAUCAAGUACAAACGAGCUAUCCUACGGAGUGGACUAUUAUUAAAUUCGUGGAAAUUGACGAUGAAGAAGAGGCCUCUGGUAGCGACAGUAACGUGCAAGACGGAUCAGGUGGAUCGCUUAUGGAAGAAGAGGCUAGGGGCCCAAGACCAGUUACUGAAUUCUUUCGAGUACCUUCGAUCGAAAAUGAAGAAGGAAGUACUCCAGUGGUUCAAGAGCUAACGGAAGGGAUUUAUGUAUCCCUUCUAGAUGGCCCCUCAGAUAUGGUCGAAGGUUCAGAGUAG